Molecule: messenger RNA, 1155 nt
Organism: Drosophila hydei
Lineage: Eukaryota; Metazoa; Arthropoda; Insecta; Diptera; Drosophilidae
Product: fibrinogen-like protein 1
Exons: 2
Coding region: 76-1140 (354 amino acids)
Source: RefSeq, a predicted model, not a curated record
AAAGAAGAACGCUACUCGAAGUCUGCUGUUGCGCUCUAACCACUGUCUAUAUAAGUUGGUGUCUAUAUAUUUGAUAUGAAAUAUAUAAGUGUGUUAUUCGUUGUGUGCCUAGCUUGGCAAGUUUACCUGGCUAAUUGUGAUGGCUUUUGGGACUUAGAACUUCGUCCUAUCUAUGAACAGGCGGCGUCCACUGAAAAGAUUGUGGAUGCUGGGCCAGACUUUACCGAAAACUAUCCGACAAUUUUGGAUGCCAAAACUGACUUAAGUGAGACAGUUGAUGUUGGCGAGGUGAGGUGCAAAACGAAUGCCGAGAACGUGACGAAAUUGGAGCAGGAGGUACGUGCGUUUAGGUCAAAGAUUGUCGCCGAUGCUCGCAAAAUGCAGAAACUGAAGGAAAUUGUUGCCGUCUAUGAGGCACAGAUUGACAGCUACGUCGCCUCCCUGGCCGAGCAAACCGAGCAAAUUGGGUAUUUGAACAACACAAUCGCAUAUUACAAGAGCAGCUGCACCAGUAAGGACAGUCAGAUAACUGAGCUCCUGGUCAGAGCUGAGGCGGAUGCGUCGAGGCUGAAGCAAAAAGAAGAUCAAAUUGCAGAUUUCAAGGAAAAGCUCGUCAAAGCCGACGCAUCCAGCUGUCUGGCCUAUGGCAGCUCCACAGCCAUCCAGAUAUUGAAUUUGCCUGGGAUCAGUCCGUUCCUGGCGCCCUGCGAGUCGCGCCACAAUGGCAUAGGUUGGACGGUGAUUCAGCGGCGUCUCGAUGGCAGCGUCAACUUCAACAGGAAUUGGAAUGAUUACAAAAAUGGCUUUGGCAAUUUAGAUGGCGAAUUUUUCAUUGGCUUGGAAAAGCUGCACAGGAUGACAGCAGCUCAGCCACACGAAUUGUUGAUAUAUAUGGAGACAUUUGAUCUGACUGGUAGAGAUUAUAAAUUCUCACUAUUUGCUAUUGGAAGCGAAGAGGAAGAUUACAAGCUAACUGUAACGAAUUAUAAUAACGAUUAUUAUCAACAUCCAUUAAUAAGAGUUAACGGACAAAAAUUCAGUACAUACGAUCGUGAUAAUGACAAUUUUUGGCUGAAAAACUGCGCCCAAGAGCUUAAGAGCGGUUGGUGGUUCGACUCUUGUAGAAAUACUAUCGGGUGAGUAUGACCAACUUAU